AUGGCUCCUUCGGUCUGGACUUUGGUGCUGCUGCUGGGGGCUGCCUGGGGCCAGGACCACAAGCCUACGCCUCUGGACUGGAAGCUGGUGGUUCCCCGCUCUGAGGACAACUCUGUUCUCACUGAGUGUGAUUUUGAGGAUGACUCUAACCCCCUCUGCAACUGGACCCAAGUGUCUGCAGAUGAUGGGGACUGGACUCGAGCCAAAGGGUCUGGGCAUAAUGACACCACUAGGCCGCCUGGGGGGUACCCCAACAAAGAGGGCUACUACCUGUACAUGGACCCGCGCGCCUUCCGCCAGGAUGGGGUGGCCCGCCUGCGCAGCCCCACCAUCUGGGAGGUUGGGCCACUGUGUGUGCACUUCGCCUACCACAUGUUCGGGUUGUCGUGGGGCGCCCAGCUCAAACUGCUGCUGCUCCCCAGCACCCAGGGAAGGCGCCCCCUCCUGCUCUGGAAGCACAGAAAUACCCAGGGUACUUCCUGGAUGCCCACCGCCAUCACAGUGCCUGCGGGGCUGGCCCAGCCCGGCCAGUUGAUGUUUGAGGCAGUAAGGGGCAGCACCGCUUACCUGGCCAUCGCUCUGGAUGCCCUCUCUGUCUUUCGGGGCGCCUGCCAUCAGGUCUGUGUGAUGCAAACCUGCAACUUUGACACUCCAAAUGACCUCUGUGGCUGGAGCUGGAUCCCAACUCCCACUGGGGCCAAAUGGAUCCAGAAGACGGGGUCAUCAGGGGACCCAGACGUGGGGCCCGUGGGCGACUUUUCCAGGCCUGGUAAUGGCUCCUACAUGCUCCUGGACCCCAGGGAUGCAAAAUCAGGGCAGAAAUCAAUCCUCCUGAGCCCGCUGAGCCAGUCCUCUGGCUGUCUGAGCCUCUCCUUCCACUAUGUCCUCCGGGCCCGGACUGCUGGUGCAGCCCUCAUGGUCAAGGCUGCAGCCUUGGGCAGUAUCCGGAAACACACUCUAUUCUCAGGACAGCCUGGACCCAACUGGCAGCCUGUUUCUAUCAAUUAUACAAGCCAGGGGCAGAUACAGUUCAUCAUAGUGGGUGUGUUUGGAGCAAUCCCAGAGCCAGCUGUGGCCGUGGAUGCAAUCAGCAUCGCUCCCUGUAAAGAGAACUUCCCUCAAUGUGACUUUGAAGAUGAUGCCCAUCCCUUCUGUGACUGGAUCCAGGCAUCUAGAGAUGGCGGACACUGGACCCGGGGAAGUAGAAAUACAUCCACCCAGGGCACAGGCCCCUCUGGAGCUUCCCCUAAUGGAGACCAUCACUACAUCUACCUAAAGCCUGACAAGAUAAGGCAGCCUGUCAGACUAGUGAGCAGGUCCUUCUGUGCACUUGAGGCGAUCUGUGUGGAGUUUACUUACCACAUAUAUGGCUCUGGAGAGGGUGCUAUGCUCAAGCUCCUGCUGGGGACUCCUAGAGGUAGUGCCAUGAGUUCUCUCUGGAGCCGUGUGGGGUCUCAGAACCCUGCCUGGCAGCAGGCCUCCAUCACCAUCCCUUCAGGACAUCAACAGCCCAUGCAGCUGAUACUUGAGGCUGUCGUGGGCACCAACACUACCUUUGAUGUUGCUGUGGGUUUAAUCUUGAUCCAUCGUGGGGCCUGUCGUCCAGGUAAGAUGAAACCCAGGGUCCUGGAAAGGAGGCUAUGCCAUCUUUAUAAAUUGCUUAAAACACGAGCCUUCUCUUGCACUUGCAUGAGUGAAGAGGGUAGUAGUAUGAUUUUGACUAAACUUCAGGGAUUUUUUUUUUCAGGACCUAUGUCCAUAGUGCUUCCUGUGAAACACCCAGUUCUGCCUACCGUUGCUACUGAACCACCUGCUGUCCCCACAGAAAAACCCACUGUCCCUACUGAAAACACCACCAUCCCCACAGAAAAGUGUACCACUCCCACUAUAAAGCCCACCACCACCACAGAAAAAACCACCAUCCCCACAGAAAAAUGUCCUGCCCCCACUGAAAAGCCCACCAUCCCCACAGAAAAGCCCAUUGUUCCCACAGAAAGACCCACCAUCCCCACUGAAGAGCCCACUGCCCCCAUUGAAGAACCCACAGCCCCCGCUGAAGAGACCACUAUCCUCACUGAAGGAUCCACAGUCCCCACAGAAAAACUCACCAUCCCCACUGAAAAACCCACCAACCCCACAGAAACACCCACAGUUCCUACAGAAAAACCCACCAUCCCCACAGAAAAACCUACCAUCCCCACUGAAAAACCAACCAUCCCCACAGAAGAGCCCACUGUCCCCACAGAAAAGCCCACCAUCCCCACAGAAAAACCUACCACCCCCACUGAAAAACCUACCAUCCCCACUGAAGAGCCCACUGUCCCCACAGAAAAGCCCACCAUCCCCACAGAAAAACCUACCACCCCCACUGAAAAACCUACCAUCCCCACUGAAAAACCCACUGUCCCCACUGAAAAACCCACUAUCCCCACUGAAGAGUCCACUGUCCCCACAGAAGAGCCCACUAUCCCUACUGAAAAAUUCCCCAGCUCCACUGAAAAGCCCACCGUCCCUAUAGAAGUGCCCACAGUCCCCACUGAAAAACCCACCAUCCCCACAGAAAAGUCAACAGUCACCACAAAAUCACCCAUGGUCUCCACUGAAAAAUCCGCUGCCCCCACUGAAAUGCCCACUGUUCCUACUGAAAAACCCACAGUCCCCACAGAAAAACCUACCAUCCCCACUGAAAAACCCACCAUCCCCACAGAAAAACCUAUCAUCCCCACUGAAAAACCCACAAUCCCCUCAGAAAAGCCUACCAUCCCCACAGAGAAACCCACCAUCCCCACAGAAACACCCACCUUCCCCACAGAACAAACCACAAUCCCCACAGAAACACCCACCCUCCCCACAGAAAAGCCCACCAUCCCCACUGAGGAGCCUGCUCUACCCACUGAAAAACCCACCCUCCCUACAGAAAAGUCCACCCUUCCCACAGAAAAGCCUACCCUUGCCACAGAAAAACCCACCAUCCCCACUAAAAAGCUCAUUGUCCCCACUGAAAAACUCACCGAGAAACCUACCAUCCCCACUGAGGAGCCCACUGCCCCCACUGAGGAACCCACCAUCCCCACUGAAAAACCCACUGAAAAGCCCACUAUCCCCACUGAGGAGCCCACUGCCCCCAUGGAAAAACUCACCCUCCCCACAGAAAAGCACACAGCUCCUAUGAUAGCCCACACCAGCCCAACACUCAAACCCACUGGGCCAAUGGUCUUGGCGAUGACUCCAACUGCUCCAAGUGCCUUCACAACCAGUGUAACCCUCGGCACCACUGCAACCCGUAGACCUGCUCCAGUGACCUGUCCCUCAGAUGCCCACUACGAGUCCUGUGCCUGCCCAGCAACCUGCGAGAACCCCAAGCCCACCUGUCAGCUCCCCUGCAGGCCAGGCUGUGUCUGUAAUCCCGGCUUUUUGCUUAGUCACUCCCACUGCAUCAAAGCCUCGUCCUGCAGUUGCUUCUACAACAACAACUAUUACAAGUCCGGGGCAGAGUGGUUCAGCCCCAACUGCACAGAGCAUUGCCGCUGCUCAUCUGGAAGUCACCUGGAGUGCCAGGCCUCUCAGUGUGGGACACACAAAGUGUGUCAACUGCAGAACAGCCAGUACGGAUGCCACCCCUAUGGCACUGCGACCUGCUUGGCUUACGGAGACCCUCAUUAUCUCACCUUUGACGGAAGGCACUUUAGCUUCAUGGGCAAAUGCACCUACAUCUUGACGCAUCCCUGUGACAACUCCACAGACCCAUACUUCAGGGUGACAGUCAAGAAUGAGGAACAAGGACAGGAAGGCGUCUCCUGUCUGAACAAAGUCUAUGUGACCCUCGCCCAGACCACCAUCACCCUGCUCAAGGGCAGACGCACGCUGGUUGGAGGCCACCAAAUCACCCUCCCAGCUAUGCCUUUUCAAGAUACCUUCUUGACUCAAAGUGGGCGAUUUGUGGAACUGCAAACAGCAUUUGGCUUACGGGUGAGGUGGGAUGGCGACCAGCAACUGUAUGUGACUGUGCCCAGCACCUACUUUGGCCAACUCUGUGGUUUCUGUGGAAACUAUGAUGGUGACAGCAGCAACGACAAUAAGAAACCGGAUGGCAACCUAGCACUGGACGAUGAGGAGCUUGGGAACAGCUGGCAGAUAGCCGGGGAUGAGGAUAAGGAGUGCCAUAGGAACCCGGCAAGUCCCCCAUCUUGUGACUCAGCUUUGCAUAACAGCCUACUGGGGCCAGAGUUCUGUGGACGGCUCAUUGACCCCAAUGGAAUAUUUGGAGCAUGUCUGCCUCACCUCAAGGCCUUUUUCUACUACGAGAACUGCUUGUUUGACAUGUGCAACUUUCAGGGGCUGCAGCAGAUGCUGUGUGCCCAGAUGGCGGCCUUGACGGAGACCUGCCAGGCUGCUGGCCUCAUGGUGAAGCCCUGGAGAAGCCCCCAGUUCUGCCCUCUAGCCUGCCCACCCAACAGCAGGUACUCCCUGUGUGCCAAGUCGUGCCCAGAGACCUGCCAUUCAGGACUCUCCGGCUUGUCCUGCCCGGACCGCUGUGUGGAGGGCUGCGAGUGCAACCCGGGCUUUGUCCUCAGUGGCCUCCGGUGUGUCCCCAAAAACCGGUGUGGGUGCUACCAAGCUCCAGGGGCCUACUUUGAGGAAGGGGAGUCUUGGUAUAAAACAGACUGCAAGGAGCGCUGCUUCUGUGAGAGCAACAACAAAGUUCGCUGUGUGCGCUGGACGUGUGGGCCUCAGGAGAUCUGUGUCCUGCAGGACGGCACCUAUGGAUGUCAUGCUAAAGGUACUGGCACCUGCACUGCUUCAGGUGACCCCCACUACCUGACCUUUGAUGGAGCCCUGCACCACUUCAUGGGCACCUGCACCUACACCCUGACCCGGCUUUGCUGGAUUGGAGCCCGAGAGAGCUACUUCGCUGUGAGCGCCACCAACGAGAACCGGGGUGGGAAUGUUGAAGUCUCCUACAUCAAGGCCGUCCAUGUGCAGGUCUUCAACCUCCGGCUCUCAUUGAUCAAGGGCCGAAAAGUCAUGCUGAAUGAUCGCCGGGUGUCCCUGCCUCUGUGGCUUGCUGAAGGCCGAAUGAGUGUGGGGCUCAGUGGCUUGUUUAUCCUUCUCCGAACGGACUUCGGGCUUCGGGUUCGAUAUGACGGGAACCACCUGGUAGACGUGACAGUGCCCUCCUCCCUCGCUGGUCGGGUCUGCGGGCUGUGUGGGAACUACAACAACAACAGCUUGGAUGACAAUCUGCGCCCAGAUAGAAAGCCAGCAGACAGCUCUGUCCAACUGGGCGCAGCCUGGGUGUUAUCUUCUGCCUCUGAACCUGGUUGCUUUGUUGCUGGUGGCAAGUCCCCUAGCUGCCCAGGGAAAGAUGUGGCAGACGGCUGGAAUAAGAACUGUGAGAUCUUAAUCAGCCCUCAGGGACCCUUUUCCCAGUGCCAUGCGGUGGUGUCCCCGCAUCCCAGCUUCAACAGUUGUGUGUAUGGGCAGUGUGGGACCCAGGGUGACACCCUGACCCUAUGCCGCUCCCUGCAGGCCUAUGCGGCCCUCUGCGCCCAGGCUGGUCGGCCCCCUGCCUGGAGGAAUAGUACCUUCUGCCCUCUGAAGUGCCCGUCCGGCAGCAGCUACAGCCCCUGUACCAGCCCCUGCCCAGCCACCUGCCUCAGCCUGGACACUCCAACAGACUGCCCAGCCACGCUGCCUUGUGCUGAAGGCUGUGAGUGCCAGAAAGGCCAUGUUCUAAGCGGGACCUCCUGUGUGCCCCUCAGCCAGUGUGGCUGCACUGACCGGCAGGGCUCCUACCACCCGGUCGGGGAGCGCUGGUACGCAGAUAGCACCUGCUCCAGGCUUUGCACCUGCUCCAGCCACAACAACAUCUCCUGCAGCCAUACCAGCUGUAGCCCCAACCAGAUGUGCUGGCCCCUUGAUGGGCUCCUCCGCUGCAGGGCCUCAGGUAUGGGAGUGUGCCAUGUCUCAGGUGACCCCAACUACGUGAGCUUCGAUGGCAGUUAUCAUUCCUUCAGGGGUACCUGUACUUACAUCCUGGUAAAAGUGUGCCACCCCAACAGGGAGCUGCCUUUCUUCAAGAUCAGUGCCAAGAAUGAGAAGCAGGGUGGCCAAACCCCAGCUUUCUACCUCCACCAUGUCAACAUUUACAUCAGUGGUUACAAUAUCACCCUACAAAAGGACCACCAUGUGCUGAUCGACGGCAAACCGGUCACUCUUCCUGCAAAAACCCAGAUCCGGCGGGUCACCAUUACUGCCAAUGGCAUCUAUACUGUGGUCAGUGCUUACAUUGGGCUGAUGGUCAAAUUUGAUGGCGAACAUCUCUUAGAGAUCCAAAUCCCCAGAGCCUAUUACCAAAAGGUCUGUGGUAUGUGUGGAAACUUCAAUGGUGAGGAAGAGGAUGAACUAAUGAUGCCUAAUGACGAACUAGCCCAGAAUGACAUAGAAUUUGCCAACAGUUGGAAAGAUAAGGAUGACUCUGAUCCAAGUUGCCAACGAGAUGACCGGGAGGCUCGGCUAGAACACCGGGAGAACCCGAAUACGAACUGCAAGCCAGAUGACCUAGUGAGGGCCCAGCAGCAAUGCCAAGCAGCCUUUCAGGGUUCUGGCUGGUCUGAAUGUGCCACCCAAGUGGUCCCCAAACCCUUCCUGAUUGGCUGUACCUACAAUCUCUGUGAGUUUAGAGGUGAAAACCGUGCCAUCUGUGAUGCUCUGCAAGCCUUUGGAGUCGCCUGCCAGGCCCAGGGGCUUACGCCUCCAUUUUGGAGAAACAAUAGCUUCUGCCCUCUAGAAUGCCCCGCCUAUAGCAGCUACACACACUGCGUUCCCUCCUGCCCGCCUUCCUGCGGGGACCUGAAGGGCCAAUGUGAGGGCACCAAACUCCUCUCCACCUGCCUUGAGGGCUGCAUUUGUAACCCUGGCUAUGUGCUCAGAGAUGACCAGUGCGUGCUCAGGAAUCAGUGCAGCUGCAGGGACGCUGAGGGCGGCAUCCUUCCCGCGGGUAAGACCUGGAUGUCCAUUGGCUGUACCCAGAGCUGUGUCUGCACAGAGGGAGUCAUUCAGUGCCGGACCUUCCACUGCCCCUCAGGCUCUCACUGCCAGCCCAAUGCCAAGGGCAACAGCAACUGUGUACCCGAUUGGUUGGAUCAUUGCUCAGUCUCUGGGGACCCCCAUUACCGCACGUUGGAUGGCCUAAGCUACCACUUCCAGGGCCGCAUGACCUACAUUCUGGUAAAGACCAUGGAUGUACUCCCUGAUGGGGUGGAGCCUCUGCUCGUGGAGGGUCGCAACAAGAUGUACCUGCCCUGGAGCCCAGUCUUCUUGCAUGAAGUGUUGGUAUAUGUCUAUGGCUUUAGAAUCCAGCUCCAGCCUGGCCUGGAGGUUGUGGUCAACUAUGAGAGGGUCACCAUUCCCUACAAGCCCAGUGAGCACCUUCAGGUCUCCCUGCGAUCUCACCGCCUGUACCUGAUCACUGACUUCGGGCUGUCCAUCAGCUUUGAUGGGAACAAAAAUGGCGUGAUCUCCAUGCCCAGCAUGUACCAAGGCCUCGUGCGUGGCAUGUGCGGAAACUUUGACAGAAACCAGAGCAAUGACUUAAUGUUGCCUGAUGGCACCAUUACCCACAACGUUAACAUCUUUGGCAACAGCUGGGAGGUGAAGCCAGCCCAGUCAACCCUUGCCCGCGUUCCAAGGGCCAUACAGGAGGAAGAAGAGGAAGAAGGGGGCUCAGGCUUCCAUGCGUCAGUGUGCAGCCCGGAGCAGCUGGAAUUCUUAAACAGCACCCAGACCUGUAGGGUGCUGGCUGACCCCCAGGGCCCCUUUGCUGUGUGUCACCAGACUGUGGCCCCGGAGCCCUUCCAGGAGCACUGCGUGUUUGAUCUAUGUGCUGCCCGGGACCCUGGGGAACGGGAGGAGCGGCGCUGCCAGUUGUUCAGUGGGUAUGCCCUCAUCUGCCAGGAGGCAGGUGCUGCCCUGGCUGGCUGGCGUGACCGCACCAGCUGUGCCUUGGCAUGUCCAGCCAACACCGUGUAUCAGAGCUGCAUGACCCCCUGCCCUGCCUCCUGUGCCAACCUAGCGGCGCCCAGGGACUGUGAAGGCCCAUGCGUGGAAGGCUGCGCCAACCUCCCUGGCUAUGUCUACAGCGGUGCUCAGAGCCUUCCUUGGCCGACUGUGGCUGCAUCAACGACGGCAUGUAUUACCAGGUCCGGGCUGCGUGUGAAAGGACUCGGGGGAGCAGAGAUGCAAACAUAGAGCCAGCCUAGGGAUGAAAACCAGAUCUUCUGUUCCUAACCCUACUCCCUUUUCCAGCGGGGCGAUAGUUUUGUG
This is a messenger RNA of Loxodonta africana (African savanna elephant), 8325 nucleotides long. RefSeq names its product zonadhesin (gene ZAN). Gene Ontology annotation, cellular component: extracellular matrix; membrane. Gene Ontology annotation, molecular function: protein binding. The record is from RefSeq and is a predicted model, not a curated record. NCBI's taxonomy places the organism in Eukaryota, Metazoa, Chordata, Mammalia, Proboscidea, Elephantidae.